Lycium ferocissimum is the source of this 1396-nucleotide messenger RNA. RefSeq lists its product as uncharacterized. The coding region runs from base 274 to 1119 and encodes 281 amino acids. The record is from RefSeq and is a predicted model, not a curated record. NCBI's taxonomy places the organism in Eukaryota, Viridiplantae, Streptophyta, Magnoliopsida, Solanales, Solanaceae. The transcript has 2 exons.
AUCAUAACGAUUAAGUCCUAAUCUAACCCAUCUCCCCUCCUCUUCUUCCAACAUCGAUUUCAAGCAAACAAAUGUGACUUUUCAACUUUUUUUUGAAGGAUUAAAGGAAUAGCUCAUCAAGAAUGAUUGACAAAGUGGAAGUAUUAUUCAACUUUGGGGUGAAUGGGUCUUUACUCCUCGCUUAUUAUAUAAUAAGAAUCGAUACAUUAUUGGCAUGGAUUUGACCCAGAUUUGCUGUCUUAUAAAGACUUAUGUGAAGAGUUCGAAAAAGAGAUGAAUUUUUUUAAAGUUAAACAACUCUUAGUUGUUGGACCAUCUGGUAGGUACUACAUAAUUGAUGGAGAUGAUGGUAUUAGGGCUUUGCAGUGCCUCCUUUGUUAUGAGUUUCGUAAGAUUAACUUGUUUGUUGUAGAUGCUACUGAUUUGACAAUCCAUACUCAUAACAUUCUUCAACAUUUAGAAACAUAUCAUGUAGAUGUUGAGAUAGCAUCUGAUGAUGAACUUGGUCUUGAGGACUCUAAUUCUCAUAUUGAUGGUCCAUCUGAUGUUGAGUAUGAUGAAGAAGAACGUGAGGGUUUUAGCAACCAAAGAAGGAGAGUAGUAAGUGAUAGGUUGGAGAACCUUAAGGAAUUGGAGAAGGGUAUGACAUUUUUUGAUAUUGUGGAAGCUAGAAGAAUAAUGAAUUACUAUGCAAUGGCUAAUGGUUAUGGCUUGAAGAUUAAAAAAACAGAUCCCACUAGGGCUAGAUAUGCUUGUAGAGAUGGAUGUCCUUUUAGAUGUUCUAUUUCAAAGGAUAAAAAGAGCUCCACUUUUCGUAUCCAAACCUUGAAACCAAAGCAUGAUUGUGAACCAUGUUAUAAAAAUCCAAGGGCUGAUGCUAAGACAUUAGCACAAUACUUUAAGAGAAAGGUGCAAAACAAUCCAAAAUACACUGUUAAGGACAUGAGAAUGGAAUUGGAAAAGAAUUUCAAUUUGAAUGUGACAAGGUCCAAGGUUAAAAGGACUAAGUUGAUGGUCCUAGAAAAGUUAGAAGGCAGUUUCAAGGAUGAUUUUAACAAGCUUGAAGCAUAUGGGGCUGAAUUAAAACAGUCUAAUCCAGGGACUGAUGUCGCAAUCUAGAUUUCGAAAGAUGCUUUUGAGCAAGGUAAAAGGAGGUUCUUGAGGAUGUACUUGUGUUUUAAUGCUUUGAAGCUAGGUUGGAAAAGUGGCCUGAGACCACUUAUUGGUUUGAAUGGUACUUUCUUGAAGGGAAAAGUCCAAGGUCAGUUGUUGGUUGCCACGGGACAAGAUUCUAUGAACCAAUUCUACCCAAUUGCUUGGGCAGUGGUUGACAAGGAAACCACCAGAACAUGGUCAUGGUUUGUGGAGCUUUUGAAGAGGUCUUUGGAUUUAAAAG